This is a messenger RNA of Pungitius pungitius (ninespine stickleback), 1896 nucleotides long. It is a transcript of the gene zdhhc22, whose product is annotated as zinc finger DHHC-type palmitoyltransferase 22. Gene Ontology annotation, biological process: protein palmitoylation. Lineage: Eukaryota; Metazoa; Chordata; Actinopteri; Perciformes; Gasterosteidae. Gene Ontology annotation, molecular function: palmitoyltransferase activity. The transcript is spliced from 3 exons. The record is from RefSeq and is a predicted model, not a curated record. Bases 117 to 950 code for a protein of 277 amino acids. Gene Ontology annotation, cellular component: Golgi apparatus.
AAGGGCAUCAACGUGGAACAACAUGACCUUCUCCGCGUUGGAAUGAACGGGCUGUGAGCCGAGGCUCCGCGGUGCUGAAAGGACAGCUCCCCCUCCGCUCUGCAACACCUGCAGAUAUGUUCACCAGGAUGUUAAAACUGAGGCUUCUCAAUGCUGUAGCGCCGGCCUACUUCUUCAUGGCCACAGCAGUCACCUUCAUUUUACACUUCUGCUUCUUCAUCCCGACAAUCUUCCCCGACCCGAACGCAUCGCUGAGCUCGUCCACAGCUCUGCACACAAUUGUUUUCCUUUUCUUGAUGUUCAACGCAUUGGGGAACUACAUCAUGACCAUUAAAUACCCCGCCGAGAGUGCCAACGAGACCGUGGUCCCGGUGUGUUCGGCGCACUGCUCAGACAAAGUGGACGCACACUACCUCCUCAAUGGUCGCCACUUCUGCAAACUGUGUAAGAAAGUCAUCCUGAAGCGGGACCACCACUGCUUUUUUACCGGAAACUGCAUUGGUAACAAAAACAUGCGCUACUUCAUCAUGUUCUGCAUCUACACCUCGUGCACCUGUUUGUACUCUUUGGUUCUUGGCGUGGCCUUUCUAACAGUGGAGUACUCCCUCUCCUUUGAGAACCCGCUGACCUUCCUGACUCUCCUCCCGCUCUCCACCGGUUACUUCUUCACAGGAACAAUCUCGGGCCUGCAGUUGUUCCUGGUGCUGAUGCUCUAUGUGUGGCUUGGCAUCGGUCUGGUCUGCGCGGGCUUCUGUUGCCAGCAGGUGCUGCUGGUGGCCCGGGGACGGACCUGGUGUCAGAUGCAGAGGGGCCAGCUGGUGGAGAACCGCAGCCCCUGGAGAAGCAACCUCAAGGAUGUGUUCGGUACCCGCUGGAUCCUGGGCCUCAUCCUGCCCGUGCAGACUGCGGAGACGAGCUCUGAGGACCCGGAUGCACAUAAGCAAGACUGAGCGAAAGCCACGUGUCAUCAAAAAGCUUCCCCAUAGGUCACAGAAGUGGCACUAGUUGUAGUAAAAAGGCUUCCUUGGGAUCCGUGUGGUGAUUGAUUUGAAACGCUAAGUGGAUGCAUUUUGACUUUUGCAGUAGUUCAUGAAUUAAUUAGUUGUUAGCAUACAUUCCUUUAAGGACAAGAGCCAUAUAUCAAUGUGAAACUUUUGAAUAGGUGCAUAGUGUAAUUAGGUAAGUAGAUUUUGACACGGUAAUAUUAAGAGUAAUAAGUCGGUUGUUUGGGACAUCCAGCAGAUUUUCAUGCAGCGCUACACACUUGCAUCGCAAUAUAAAGACGGCUUUGCAUAAGUGCAUGCAAUCCCAGCUUCAUUUUUAUAAAUCGCAUUAUUGAUAUCAAGGCCUGCACCAAUUGAUGCUUUGAGAUUAGCAACCAAGUGUGUAUUUUCUGCAACAAUGUGACAUUCAGGAAACUUGGGGUAGUUUUCACAACAAUAAUUGACUUUUACAUUAAGGGCUAGGAGGCAACGCAUGGGGUCUAAAGCAUAAACUGCCAGGCUUUACACCAUUGUUCUGACAUUAAACUGUCACAUGUAGAGACUGAUUUUUACUCAAAUGAAUGUGGACACAGAGCUGCCAUCUGCUCCUUUGUGAGAAUGGGUUGGGGAAAGAUGAAAGAUUACCAUGUGAUUAUAUGCAGGGUAUUAUUCACAAUGUGCCAUAAACAUGUCUUAUACGCUUACAGAUGACCCCGAGGACGAUGUAUUCAGUAAACUGCUAAUGAUAGGGGCUUCUGUUUAAUAAGAAUAAUAAGAAGUUUCACUGUAAUGCUGCUGCUACAGCUACUGACGUAUUCAACAUCAUGUUGAAGCUGUUUUGGAUUUCAACAAAUAUACUUUUUAGAGCUAUUUUGUCUAUUCCUGUUAUACCAAUAAAAGUAUUAGAUCUUAA